CUUUGUGUAAGACUCUGGUUUAAAACAGUCCGCUUUGUAGGGAAUAGGGUGCGAUUUGCCACUGGUCACACAGAGAUUGUGUAACCUCCAGACUCCCCAAGUAGUUUUGCGUUAACAAGGCACUGUUGUAGUAGAGAAGAGGAACCUAACUGACCUUUAUGUCACAUGUCUGAUACCAACAAUCAGAGGACACAACCCUACUGGACUCUCUUUCACUGAUAUGUGAAUGAAUUUAAAGAAGCUGUCUGUGCAGUUGGACAAACUAACACUGAUUUGGAUUUUAAAGCUGCUUGUGGACUUGGCUGAUUUUGGUUUUCACUGAAGGAUUCACAAUGGACGGAAGGAUGUAUCAACCAACCCUUAUCUCAUUGGUCGUAUUGCUCUUCACCCUGUCCAAUAUUGUCUAUGGGGGUAAAAUAUUAAUCUACCCAAUGGAUGGAAGCCACUGGGUCAACAUGAGAGUCAUCAUCGAAGAGUUGCAUUCCAAAGGCCAUGACAUCACAGUGCUGCGAGCGUCGAACAGCUGGUACAUCAAGGAGAAUUCCCCCCACUACACCACCAUUACCAUCCCCAACACCGGUGGCUUCGAUGAAAACUUCUUUGGUGAAUUUAUAUUAAGUAAACAUCUGAAGAUUCAAAGGGAGCAGGGGAAGAGUUUUUGGACCGAACUCAAGCUUCAGUCAUCGAUGAAGGAGACUUUUUUCGAGUUCCACAAGAACAUGGCUGAAAUGAUCACUCGUGUCCUUGAAGACGAAGAGUUGAUCCAGUCUCUCCAGGAUGCUAAGUUUGAUUUGGUUCUGACAGAUCCUGGGAUUGGUUCAGGGACGAUCUUAGCCCGCGUCCUCCACCUUCCUCUGGUUUACAAUGUCAGAUGGACCAUUCAAGGUGAAGCACAUUUGGUCAUCGCCCCGUCGCCUCUCUCUUACGUCCCAUACGCACCCACAGAGUUGACAGAUAAGAUGACCUUCCUCCAGAGAGUCACCAACAUGUUAGCUUACAUAAUCGGGAGUUACACCUUGGCAUCUAUCACAGAACCCAACUACAAACCGAUAGUCCAGCGUUACUUUGGCCCUGAUGUCGAUUACAACGCGUUUUUCCAGGAAGCAGAUAUCUGGCUCAUGAGAAGUGAUUUUGUCUUUGAAUUUCCGAAACCCACCAUGCCGAAUAUGGUCUACAUUGGUGGGUUCCAGUGUAAGCCCUCCAAGCCUCUUCCACAGGACCUGGAGGAGUUUGUUCAGAGUUCCAGAGAGCAUGGGGUUGUCAUGAUGACUCUGGGGACUUUGGUGGCAGAGCUUCCGGAAGAUAUCGCAGAUGAAAUCGCUGCUGCGUUCGCCCAGCUGCCUCAGAAGGUCAUCUGGAGGUAUACUGGACAGAGACCCUCUACCCUGGGUAACAACACCCUACUGGUGGACUGGCUUCCCCAGAACGACCUCCUAGGACACCCCAAGAUCCAGGCCUUUGUAGCCCAUGGUGGAACCAACGGUGUCCAGGAGGCCAUCUACCACGGCGUCCCCGUAGUCGGCCUCCCUCUCGCCUUCGACCAGUCCGACAACCUCUCCAAAUUGAAGGAGAGGGGGGCAGCUAACACGGUGGAUAUCAUCACAAUGGACAGAAAUGUGUUCCUGGAGGCUUUGAAGACUGUGCUCCAUGAACCAUCCUACAGGGAGAAUAUGCAGAGGUUGUCCAGACUGCACAGAGACCAACCCAUUAAGCCACUGGACAAGGCAGUGUUCUGGAUCGAGUUUGUUAUGAGACAUAAAGGAGCUCGUCACCUGAGGACAGAGUCCUAUAAGAUGUCCUGGAUAGUAUACCACUCGGUUGAUGUGAUAGCGACUUUGCUGGCGUGUGUGUUACUUGUAACGCUGGGCUGCCUGGCAGUCGUAAGAUGUGUUUGGCGUAAGGUGUUUUGCAGGAACAAAGUGAAAAGUGAAUGAUAAUGUGUUUUGAGAUGUGAAUAUUCAAAUAUUAUCUUAUCAUUGCUCAAUCAGCAAUUUAUCAAUAACAUUUAUUGAUAUUUUAUCAAUAAAAUGUGUAUUUUAUCAAUAAAACAUUGUUUUAGGGUAUGUGAUAUGGGUAUGAAUUUAAAUCAUCUAUGCAGUAUACUCAGGAGAUGGGGGAAGAGAUCACGAUGACUUUAUCAUGUCCAUUUACGAUUGGCCCGAAAUUCUGUCACCGGUAAAUAGGAAGUCAUCUUCUGUGAGGAUCAUUGUAAUCAUAUGGCUGCUGCAGAGGUAAUGGACAAUCCAUUUAUUUUUUACCGAACAUUGUAGAAUCAGUAAUACUAUAAAUCAAAUCAAAUGUUAUUUGGUCACAUACACAUGGUUAGCAGAUGUUAAUGCGAGUGUAGCAAAAUGCUUGUGUUUCUAGUUUCGACUGUGCAGUAAUAUCUAACAAGUUAUCUAACAAUUUCCUAAUCAUUUCACAACAACUACCUUAUACACACAAAUCUAAAAGGAUCGAAAGAGAAUAUGUACAUAUAAAUAUAUGGAUGAGCGAGGGCCGAGCAGCAUGGGCAAGGUGCAAUAGAUGGUAUAAAAUACAGUAUAUACAUAUGAGUAAUGUAAGAUAUGUAGACAACAUUAAAGUGGCCUCAUUUAAAGUGGCAUUGUAUAAAGUGACUAGUGAUCCAUAU
Molecule: messenger RNA, 2632 nt
Organism: Salvelinus fontinalis (brook trout)
Lineage: Eukaryota; Metazoa; Chordata; Actinopteri; Salmoniformes; Salmonidae
Product: UDP-glucuronosyltransferase 2A1-like
Exons: 3
Coding region: 333-1934 (533 amino acids)
Molecular function (GO): UDP-glycosyltransferase activity
Source: RefSeq, a predicted model, not a curated record